GGUGGAGGGUGGGUGCGCCUUGCCCGUCUCUGCUGCAGGGCGUGAGGAGGAUCCCUUUGGGGGAGCUGCUUUAGCGGGGGAAAGUGGGGCGCGGAAUGCUUAGAACAGGAGCUUUCUGGAUGGUGACGAUGGAUUUUAGCCGAGUGAAACCCGCGUCUCGCUUUAUUUCACGAAGAUCGGCCGGAAGUGCGCUGCAGAGAGAUCUAGGGCACUGACCUGUCCUCCCCUUCUGCCUGCGUGUUCCCCAGUGAUGCCCAGCGGUGUCUCAGAGUGGCCAGAGACGAUCCUUCCCGUGUCAGUUCGCUUCCCCUCUUUGAAGGACGCUCUGAGUAGUUCAUUGUUGGUCCUCUUAAUAAUUAACCACCGCGGGCAGAGAAGAACCAGCAGUUCAGAAGGGUGGAAACGAGGAUAGGACUGAGCCAGGAAGAGCUGCGGGCAGGAGCUGAAGGCCGCUGGGCUCCGUUCUGCCAAGACCUGCAUCCGUGGGCGGGUAGGGGGUCCUGGGUGCAUAGCUAACCGUCAUCAGCCCAAGUCACCAGGCUGGCCCUCUUGCCGCCGUGGUCUGAAUCCCCCUCACCGGGUGAAAUCCAUCUCCAUGACGACCUUCACGGAGGGCGAGGUGCAGUUCCUCCAGUCCCGUGGGAACGAGGCCUGUCGGAAGAUCUGGUUGGGCUCUUUUGACUCACGGGCGUCCCUGCUACCAGAUUCUCAGGACCCUCAAAAAGUGAAGGAGUUUCUGCAGGAGAAAUAUGAGAAGAAAAGAUGGUAUGUGUCGCCGGACCAAGCCAAAAGCUUAGCCUCUUCGAGUGUCCAGAGCUCCCCUGCAGAGGCCAAGACGUUGCUGGGGGAGUCGGCGGCCAAGGCCCCCCAGGUAUCAGAGAAAGCCCCACCACAGGCUGCUCAGCCAGCCAAAAAGGCCAGCACAGACCUCCUGGCGGACAUUGGGGGUGACCCCUUUGCGGCCCCCCAGCCUGGGCCUACCUUCCCUGCCUUUGGAGGCCAGGUGCCAGCCCGCACAGCCUUCCCCAGCUUCGAUGCCUUUGGAGGAAGCCCUGCAGGGUUGACGUUUGGGGACCCGUUAGCCUCCAGCCAGAGCCCUUUCCAGAGUCAGCCGGUCGCUGCAGGUGGUGCCCACGUGGCAGCCUUCCCCGCCUCCCCUGCCAGCCAGCCCGGCGUGGGCAUUCCGAGCCUGGGCGGAGCCUUCCGCGUGGGAGGGAUCCCAAGCAGUGUCUUCGGGACCCUCAGCCAGUCCUCUGUUCUGCCCCCAUCCAGCCCUGCUGCGGCCUUCGGGGUUCCGACCUGCACCAACCCCUUUGCUGCCCCGGCAGCCACCCAGCCCGCACUUCCGUCCACCAACCCCUUCCAGACCAACGGCCUGGCUCCAGGCACCUUCAUGGUUGGGUCUCCCGGCGGCUUCUCGGCCUCCCCCCUCUCUGGCGCUUUUGCUUCCCCACUGCAACAGGAGCCGCUGUUCUUCCCCACACAAGGAGUUGUGGGUCAGCCGCACAAUGGCGGGUCCUCCUUCGGUGGGUUUCCUGCAGCCAGAGAUGGACAGAGGCCGCUCGGACCCCCGGCUGGCUUUUCCACCAACCCUUUUGUGAACCCAAUGGCCGCAGCACCUUCACCCCCCUUUGCCCUGGCAAAGCAUCCCCCCACCAACCCUUUCUCCUAGCGCCGGCAUCCAGAGUCGGUGGAGACCCUCAACCUGCCUCAGGUGUGCACAGCAGGGCCUCCGCCCCCAGGAACGGGGGCCCCGCCUCGGAAGAGACCAAAGGCAACGUGUGAUGGGUCUCGUGGGCAGCCGGGACCCGGGCAGCAGGCAGGCGGAGGGGCAGGGCGGGUGGCAGCAACGGUUGAGGAAACCCCGUGAGACCUCAGAGGGGCUCCCGCUGCAGGGAGCGCAGAGGCUGCAGUCCGUGCAGCCCCCCACCCCCUCCAGUGCGGCACCUGCCGAGAGGCCCUUGAAGCCGUCCUGCUCCAGCUUGGGGGCUCCUGCGCCUCACCUAUGGCUUCCUCUUCUGCCCCCCAGUCUCCCAGCAGGCCUUGCUGUUACUGCUCCGGGACCACCAAGGGACAGGCAGUGCCCGUUCUGGUCUCUGCGCAGUUCGGUGCCACUUUCCAUCCUCUUUGGCCUCUCCCGCCCGCUUCUUAUGCCCACCAGGCAGCGUCUGGCCAAGGAAAGGUUAGCAAGGAUGCCGUGCUAGAGCCCCCUCGGCUGGCCAUCCUCUCGUUGCUCUUGCAAUUUUAUUGCACUAAAUCGGGGGGAGUAGGGGGGUCAAGGAAGCUUCGCCUAGUGAGUCCCCGUGGGAGGUUUCGUGUGCCCAUCAGCCACGGCACCCUGGCUAAGCCAUAAGGAGAAAGAACCAGGAAUUGCUCCCUCCCCAGCCCUGUAGACUUCUUGCAGCACCGUGGGCUCCCCCCCCCACAAAUCUCCUUUUCAAAGGAAAAGACGCGGGAGGGUCAGCUGUCCCACCUGGCUGAGGUGGUCAUGUGCAAGAUGGUUGGGAGCCUUUUCUGGGUUUUGAGGUCCACAUUUGGGAGGUCUGGGCAGUCCCACCCGCAACCGCCUCCCGUGUGGGUGCGCUCAUCUGACAGCUGCCCCGGCCAGAGGCCAUGGGGGACCGACCUGGGCUUCCCGGGGGGAGACCUCUCUCCUGGGGUCUGUUCCCAGGUGCCGCUCUCACCCCCCGUUUCCCUCCCCCCGUCAGAGGAAAGUCAGGGUCGAGCUGCCCUCCAAAGUCUUCCACCCCCAACCCCUCUUGUCAAUCAGUGCCUGCUCAGUUAAGUGUUCAGAAGCGACAUUUUGCGCUGCCCAGCUUUCAGAAGCGAGCACAUGUCAUGUUCUGUCUUUGAGGAUUUCAGAAAAUCCGUCUGGGCUGCUUUAACCUCCGCUUGGUUGAGAGCAGAAAACCAGAACCGGAAGCAAAGAAGCUUGCUUUCCCUUAGUAACUGGGUAGCUGAGCAGAAAAACCACAGCCCUGGUGAACGGGCGGUCCUGGUUUUGUGUUCCUCGCUGUACGGCAGCCCCAGGCCUUUGCACGUCUGUGUCCGCUCGCUCACAGCGUUUCAUUCUAGGGCUCUUCCGGAGGAAUGGUCUGCCCACCGCACUUCACCUGGCCAAGUUCUCCAUGCUAGUUUUUGUAACCCUGACUCUUUCCCCUCUUCCCAUAAAGAAGACUGGAGUUUAUAUUUUCAAGAGAAAUAUGGACUACGUUUUUAAAGCUAUAUCUAUAUGCUCACAAAAUAUAUAACACAAAUGUGUUGCACUCAAAAUGUCUAUAAAUAUCUAUAUGGGAAAAGAAGUA
Python bivittatus (Burmese python) is the source of this 3305-nucleotide messenger RNA. Lineage: Eukaryota; Metazoa; Chordata; Lepidosauria; Squamata; Pythonidae. The record is from RefSeq and is a predicted model, not a curated record.